UUGUAUGCCUUGACCAUAGUAACACAUUUAAAUUAAAUAUUUUUAUUUUAUACAUACAUUUCCUUCAACUUUUUUUAAAUUAAUGUGACAUAUAAUACGGCUUAACCAAGAUGUCUAAAGAGGGCAACGAAAAUGCAUGCAGCUCAAAUCAGCAUAAUAAUAACAUAAGUAGUGAAGCCGUUAUAAUUAAUGAACUGAAUCAUUAUGAUGAACAAGACAGAACGGAUGAAAUGUUAACAAGGCAAAGAGAAAUGGAAGAAUUUAGAGAAGUGCUUGAAGAUGGGCUUGAUGAAAUUUUAUUGCAAGCACUACUUGAAUUUGAAAAUCAGGAGAUAAAGAAAAAAGAAUUGAAAGAAGAAGGGAAAAAAGAUAAGAAACGAAAAGAUAUAAGUGAUGUUAAUAAUGGUAUUUCCGUGUCCGCGACCACGUCCGCGUCCACGGCCACGUCCGCGUACACGGCCACGUCCUGCUCUUGCCCAUCGAGCUUUAGUUUUUACUGUAAAAAGAAUAUACAUAGAUUUCUGGUAUUAUAA
This is a messenger RNA of Nylanderia fulva, 533 nucleotides long. RefSeq lists its product as uncharacterized. NCBI's taxonomy places the organism in Eukaryota, Metazoa, Arthropoda, Insecta, Hymenoptera, Formicidae. The record is from RefSeq and is a predicted model, not a curated record.